UCUCUCUCUCUCUCUCUCUCUCGCGAAAUGCGAGUCAAACGUGACUCGUCUUUGUGGAGUUCUUGUGGAGGAGUCCUUGCAGAGAGGAGUGGUCUGGAUCGCGUGUGCACUUCCAGCUCGACGUCUCCUUGAACGCAGCAGCCCCGUGUGAAAGCACAACACAACGCAGCAGAACAGAAGAGACCCUCUGGCCCCCUGCCUUUUUUCGCCCCUCCGAACUUGAGCCCCUAUCUCGGGCUAUGUCCGCCUUCUGAUCGCCGCCGCGGAGACGGAGCGAGUGCAGACGGAGUAAAAGGCGUCUCUUCCCGCCUCGACCAUUGGCCAGCCAGCUUUCUUCCAACCAUGUCAACGCAGGCGAAAGUGAAGAAGGACAAAGAGAUCAUAGCCGAAUAUGAGAGCCAAGUGAAAGAGAUCCGUAACCAAUUGGUGGAGCAAUUCCGUUGUUUGGAGCAGCAGUCGGAGUCCCGCCUGCAGUUGCUGCAGGACCUACAGGACUUCUUCCGCCGGAAGGCUGAGCUCCAGCUGGAGUUCUCCAGAGGCCUAGACAAACUUGCAGAGCGCUACUCAUCCAAGAUCCGCACUUCUAGAGAGCACCAGCAUUUCAAGAAGGACCAAAAUCUGCUGUCCACUAUCAACUGCUGGUACUUGGUUUUGGACCAGACCCGGCGGGAGAGCAGAGACCACGCGACAUUAAGUGACAUCUACAACAACAACGUCAUUGUCCGCCUGACGCACGUGGGCGAUGAUGUCCUCAGACUUUUCAAAAAGAGCAAAGACAUCGGAGUGCAGAUGCAUGAGGAGCUUGUGAAAGUCACCACUGAGCUCUACACAGUAAUGAAGACGUACCACAUGUACCACACGGAGAGCAUCAGCGCCGAAGGCAAGCUGAAGGAGGCCGAGAAGCAGGAGGAGAAGCACAUCGGCAAGGGCAACGACAUCAGCGCCGCCUUGCUGCGAUAUGGUCACGAUGAAAGGCCGCAGCGACGAAGCUCUGUGAAGAAGAUGGAGAAAAUGAAAGAGAAGAGACAAGCCAAGUAUUUUGAAAACAAACUCAAGUGUACUAAGGCCCGCAAUGACUAUCUUCUCAAUCUGGCAGCCACUAAUGCCUUGGUGGCAAAAUACUAUAUCCACGAUGUGUCCGAUAUGAUCGAUUGUUGUGAUAUGGGGUACCAUGCUAGCUUGACGCGGACCCUGAGAACCUACCUGUCGGCCGAAUAUAGCCUGGAGACAUCUCGACAUGAGGGUUUGGAUGUUCUAGAAGGAGCAGUGGACGCCAUGGACCUCCGAGGAGACAAGCACAAGUUCAUGGACAUGCACUCUCAGAUGUUCUGUCCUCCGGCACGCUUUGACUAUCAGCCGCACAUGGGCGACGAGGUGUGCCAGGUGAGCGCGCAGCAGCCUGUCCAGACGGAACUCUUGAUGCGAUACCAGCAGCUUCAGACUCGCCUGGCAACGCUCAAAAUAGAAAACGAAGAGGUGAGGAAAACUCUGGACGCCACAAUGCAGACCCUUCAGGACAUGCUCACAGUGGAGGACUUCGAUGUUUCCGAGGCCUUCCAGCACAGUCAGUCCACAGAGUCAGUAAAGUCAGCCUCAUCUGACUCCUACAUGAGCAAAGUCAACAUUUCGAAGAGACGAGCCAAUCAGCAAGAGACAGAGGGCUUCUACUUCACCAAAUACAAAGAGUACUUAAAUGGCAGCAACCUUAUUGUCAAACUUCAAGCCAAACAUGACCUUCUGAAGCAGACACUGGGAGAAGGGGAGAGGGCUGAAUAUGGAACGACAAGGCCCCCCAUACUCCCCCCUAAACCUCAGAGAAUACGGAAGUCUAGACCUCGCUCCAUUUUUAGGCGUAAGCUGUUUAACGGCAAUAUGGAGGCCUUCAUCCAGGACUCGGGUCAGCCCAUACCAGUGGUGGUUGAGAGUUGUGUCCGAUACGUCAAUCUUUAUGGUCUUCAGCAGCAAGGUAUAUUUCGAGUUCCGGGAUCCCAAGUGGAAGUCAACGACAUUAAAAAUGCAUUUGAAAGAGGAGAAGAUCCACUGGUGGACGAUCAGUCAGAUCAUGACAUCAACUCUGUGGCCGGCGUUCUUAAACUCUACUUCAGGGGCCUGGAGAAGCCGCUGUUCCCUAAAGAGCAUUUCCUUGACCUCAUAUCCACUACGAAGCUGGACUUUGGUUCCGAUCGAGCUCAUCACCUCCAGCAGAUUAUUGCCACUCUCCAGCCGCCUGUGGUCAUCGUCAUGAGAUACCUGUUCGCCUUUCUAAAUCAUCUAUCCCAGUACAGUGACGAAAACAUGAUGGACCCUUACAAUCUGGCCAUUUGCUUCGGCCCCACGCUGAUGCCCAUACCGGAGGACCAGGAUCCCGUUGCCUGCCAGGCGCAUGUUAACGAGGUCAUUAAGACGAUCAUUAUUCACCAUGAAGCCAUAUUCCCACCCCAACGUGAGUUGGAGGGACCUGUGUAUGAGAAGUGCAUGGCCGGAGGCGAGGAAUACUGUGAGAGCCCACACAGUGACGCCGGCGCUCUUGAUGAGGUGGACAACGGUACUGGACCUAACACCAGUGAUGACGAGCUGGAGCAGAUAGAAGCCAUCGCGAAGUUUGACUAUGUGGGCCGAACUCCCAGAGAGCUUUCCUUCAAGAAAGGAGCCUCGCUGUUACUUUACCUACGAGCUUCUGAGGACUGGUGGGAGGGUCGACACAACGGGGUGGACGGCCUCAUCCCGCACCAGUACAUUGUGGUGCAGGACAUGGAUGAUGCAUUCUCAGAAAGCAUACAAAGGACUGACAGUGAGAGCAGCAGCGGAUAUCACGAGGAUCGAUCGUCAACCAGGCAUGAGCACCAGUCUUUUUCUGAACACCCUCCGGAACAUCGCUAUGGGGCACCGAUGGGAAGGGUUAAACUGCGGCCGGAUGGAGUGCCGCUUCAACGCCACAGGAACGGCGACGGCCACAGCCCCACCAGAACCGCCGACGGGCCCCCGAGGGUUGCGCCUCGGCCCUGCAGCCCUCACAAAAUUGCCAUGAGCAGGGGCCCGACAGACAGUCCGGAGAAGCGGCGACUCGCCUCCUUUGGGGCCGCCGGACACCCUCAGCGCUCGUCUCCCGUCACCACUCGGCACGCCAACGUGGGAGACCACAAAGCCCUGGAGACGGAAGCGCUCGCUGAGGACAUUGAGAAAACAAUGAACACAGCCCUCCAUGAGCUGUGUGAGCUGGAGCGACAGAAUGUUGCCAAACACGCUCCUGACGUUGUCCUGGACACGCUGGAACCUCUCAAACACCCCGGCGGCGGCCAGGACGUCCCCGGAAGCCCCCUGCACACCAUGGUCAUCAGAGAUCCCGAGGCGGCCCAGCGGCGAAGCAGCAGUAGCUCCUCCUCUGAAACCAUGACCACGUUCAAGCCCGCCCUGGCGGUGCGCAGGCCCAACGCGCCUGUCAGGCCGCCACCCGUCAGACCGGUCCGGCCGGCUCCCGUACUCACUCAGGGGCCGCACCGAUCCAGCAGCUCCAGUUCAUCAGGUCUGGGCAGUCCGGGCAUGACUCCCACGGACAGGGUUUUUCCUAAAGCUCCUUCCCCUUCACCGUCCGCUUCGUCCUCCUCCUCAGACAAACAGGGUCACGUGUAGGAGCAGCGGUCAGACACAAAUGAAGAAUUGCGAACGAGCAUCCGGUCGCCCUCACUCAACUGAAACGGCACUAAAUCUGUAGUUGGUCACUCCAACUGCUGGUUUUUGACAAAUUUCCACUCACACCUUGACUUAAGCAGUCAAAUAGUACAAUUCUAUAGCAUAGAUGUGGAAUUUAAAAUGGAUGCACUGGAAAAUCCUUUUGUUCCCCAAUAAUAUGGAUCACGUCAGUGACUUUUAUGAGGGUACACGCAUGCUGUGAGCUGAGACUUUUCUGCCCUCGCCAGUGUGAGGCAAAGAAAUGGCACACCAAUCGGUUGUCUGUCAAACUCUUCACGAUGUACCGAUUGAAUUAAAGGGAGCUCGUAGGGAUGUCCCGAUUGCACUUUUUUUUUGAUUCUUUGGUUUUAAGUAUCUGCCGAUACAGAGUCCUGAUCUGUUACCUCGGCAAUGCAUUGAGGGGGAAAAAAAGAGCAUGCAUCCAAAUCUAAAUAUAGAAAUAUACAUACAAACAUGCAUUUAGAUAUAUCUAAAUGCGUACAUAUGUUACAUGAUAUUAAUAGAGGUGUACAUCUCUCCACAAAAGACGAUUCGAUUCAAUUUUCAAUACGACGGCUUAAGGAUGGAACGAUUUUAAGAUGGAACGAUUUGCCAUUUGCUUUUUGCAAACUGCAUAAACCGCAAAACAUUUUGUCAUGUACGCUAUUACCUUUCCAUUUGACAAGAUUUGUAUUGCUUUGGAUUAAUUGGUCACUUAGUGACCUUGUAAAUUUCGUAAAAUGAAGUAAAGAAAAAAAACCCAAUCUUUUCUCUCCUAUCCCUAAUCGGUUUAAAAAUCACGUGAUUGGGCCAAAUUCCAGUCAAGUGAUCGGAACAUCCCUACUAGCCAGUGUGUGGCUCAACAAAACAACUGCACGGUUUAAAUGAAGGUGGCUGGAACUUUGACUUGCAAUGAGGUUGCUGCAUAUUAUAAAUGCUGUGGUGGAUUUGAAUUGUGGCUCCCUCCAGUGUUAGUAAGAAAUAUUUAACCGGUAAGACCAUGUGGAUGGCAGCUGAAUAGAAUUUUACACACACACACACACACACAAAUCUUUGGAAAAACAAAUGGGCUACAUUGAUCGAGCAGACUGCUUUUAAGCCUUUAUUAACUCAAGACGGAUGCGUACUGACACUCCUCAAAUAGUGGCCUCCAUUUUAAUAGAUGUGCUUCAAUUAGUCCCACCUGAAGACGUGAACUCCUUUCCCCGAGCAGCUGGCACAUCAGCUCCAUAGAAAAAACAUGACAGCCUAGCAUAGUACGCAACGCUAGCAGUCGUGAUUAAAUAAAAAUGUAACCAAAAAAACAACAACAAAAGGUGGGUUGGGGCCAUUGUCCUUUCAACCGGGAGUGUCAUUUUUUUUCAUGACAUGCCACUUGGUCGUUAUAGUUGCUGAGUUGAAUCAACGUCUCGUACUUCGCAGUUGAGUCAAUGAAUUCCCCUGGCCGCUAUUUGAGGAAAUCCUGUACAAUGUAAAUGUGAGUGCCACUCAUACUGUACAUUGCCAAUUUCAGCAUCUGAAGCACAAAAGUUACCAUUUGUUUUACGCCAGUUUUACCAUCUCAGCAAACAGUGUGAUAGCAUGUUAGCACCAGUGGGCUGCUAUCUUUACCUUUGGAUGGACCGACCGAGCACAAUCAAAACGUGUGUGUGUGUGUGUUUGCUUAAGGUAUUUAUUAGAAACAUCUCAAGAACAUUGGCACUUUGUAAAGGGUUAACCACACACGGCAUUUCUGUAACUUUUACAUAGAAAAUGAAGGAAAUAGCAAAAUCAUAUUUCAAUAAUAUAUACUAGAA
Molecule: messenger RNA, 5465 nt
Organism: Hippocampus comes (tiger tail seahorse)
Lineage: Eukaryota; Metazoa; Chordata; Actinopteri; Syngnathiformes; Syngnathidae
Product: SLIT-ROBO Rho GTPase-activating protein 3-like
Exons: 22
Coding region: 343-3630 (1095 amino acids)
Biological process (GO): signal transduction
Molecular function (GO): protein binding
Source: RefSeq, a predicted model, not a curated record